AUGAUUAGAAAUGGACUAAAUAAAUGUUUACAAAAUAAAUUGUUUAAUAAUAAAUUAUUUUAUAGUAGUCAAGCAAAACCAAGCAGAGACUCAUCAUAUGCAAUAAUUAAUAAUGAUGAUAUUGAACAUUUUAAAACCAUUUUAGAUACACAUUCAAUUUUAACCGAUCCAUCAGAUAUUGAUGGUUUCAAUCAAGAUUGGAUGAGAAAAUAUAAAGGUAACAGUAAUUUAGUUUUAAAACCAAAAACAACCGAUCAAGUUUCAAAAAUUUUAAAAUAUUGUAAUGAUAAAAAAAUUGCAGUUGUACCACAAGGUGGUAAUACAGGUAUGGUAGGAGGAAGUGUACCAGUACAUGAUGAAAUUAUAUUAUCAUUGAGUAAUAUGAAUAAGAUUGAAAAAUUUGACCCAGUUACGGGUGUGGUUGUAUGUCAAGCAGGUACAGUAUUAGAGACGAUAGAGAAUUAUUUAACACCAAUGGGAUAUACUGUGCCAUUGGAUUUGGGUGCAAAAGGUAGUUGUCAAAUAGGUGGUAAUGUAUCAACCAAUGCAGGUGGUAUUCGUUUAUUACGUUAUGGAUCAUUACAUGGUAAUGUUUUAGGUGUAGAGGCAGUUUUAGCUGAUGGUACCAUUUUAGAUUGUCUUUCAACUCUUAGAAAGGAUAACACAGGCUACGAUUUAAAACAACUUUUCAUUGGAUCUGAAGGUACUUUGGGUAUUGUCACAAAGGUGUCAAUGAUUACACCACCAAAACCAACAAGUGUUAAUGUUGGUCUUUUCGCAUGUCAAGAUUUCAAUCAAGUUAAAACUGUUUUAUCACGUGCAAAAUCACAAUUGGGUGAUAUUUUAUCAGCUUUUGAAUUUAUGGAUAGACCUUGUAUAGAUUUGGUUUUAAAACACCAACAAGUUCAAGAUCCUUUCCAAGAGAAAUCACCAUUCUAUAUUUUAUUAGAAACUUCUGGUUUCAAUGAAACUCAUGAUUCUGAGAAAUUAAAUAAUUUCUUAGAAUCAAUUAUGGCUGAAAAUUUAAUUAUUGAUGGUUCUUUAGCGACUGAUUCAAAAAAUAUAUCAGCAUUUUGGAAAUUUAGAGAAUCAAUUACAGAAUCAUUAGGUAAAGAAGGUGCAGUUUAUAAAUACGAUUUAUCAUUACCAAUUGAACAAUUUUAUUCAAUUGUAGAAUUAAUGAGAGCUAAAUUUGAUGAUAAAGCAAAUGUAGUUGGAUUUGGUCAUGUUGGUGAUGGAAAUUUACAUUUAAAUAUUUCAACACCAAAGAAACCAUAUAGUAAAGAAAUUUUCGAUAUGAUUGAACCAUUUGUUUAUGAAUAUACAAGUGAACAUCGUGGUUCAAUCAGUGCUGAACAUGGUGUUGGUUUAAUGAAACCUGAUUUCCUUCAUUAUUCAAAAUCAAAUAAUUCAAUUAAUUUAAUGAAAUCAAUUAAAAAUACAAUGGAUCCAAAUAAUAUUUUAAAUCCUUAUAAAGUUUUACCAACAAAAUAA
Molecule: messenger RNA, 1494 nt
Organism: Dictyostelium discoideum AX4
Lineage: Eukaryota; Evosea; Eumycetozoa; Dictyosteliales; Dictyosteliaceae
Exons: 3
Coding region: 1-1494 (497 amino acids)
Molecular function (GO): FAD binding; flavin adenine dinucleotide binding; catalytic activity
Source: RefSeq, a predicted model, not a curated record